Molecule: messenger RNA, 786 nt
Organism: Triticum turgidum subsp. durum (durum wheat)
Lineage: Eukaryota; Viridiplantae; Streptophyta; Magnoliopsida; Poales; Poaceae
Source: the annotation of a GenBank genome assembly
AUGACGGAGCGGCAGGACGAGGCGUGGUGCUCGUGCUCGCCGAUGCAGUGCAGGAUUUGCCACGAGGAGGAAGGGGACGACGGCUGCGCAACCGCAACCGCCAUGGAGUCUCCCUGCGGAUGCUCUGGCUCCCUCAAGUAUGCUCACAGGGGGUGCGUGCAGAGAUGGUGCGACGAGAAGGGGAGCACCGUCUGCGAGAUUUGCCUCCAGAAUUACGAGCCUGGAUACACCGUUGCUCCCAAGAAAACUCAAGUUGCUCAUGUCGCAGUCACCAUCAGAGGGAGCCUGGAGGUCCCAAGGCAGGAUUAUGAGGCACCGGAGGAUGCCGUGUUGAUCGGGCUCGACGCGGCGGUGGGUGACCCGGCCUACGCCGAGUGCGCGAGCGCCGCCGGCAGAAGUGCCGCCUGGUGCCGGUCGGUGACGGUGACGUUCACUGUUGUGUUGCUGCUGAGGCAUCUCAUCGCCCUGGUGACCGUCGGCGCCGCGAAUCAGUACGCCUUCAGCCUGCUGACGAUAUACUUGCUGAGGGCGAGUGGGAUCUUGCUGCCGUUCUACGUCCUCAUGCGGCUCAUCUCCGCGGUGCAGCACGGCCAGAUGCAGUACCGGCUGCAGAUGCUCCAGGUGCAUUGCGUCGUCCGAGUUUUAGGCGCUGGUUGCAGGGGAGGUUCCAGUGAGCAAGUUUUUGACACCUGUUUCUUGCUGCAGGAUCAAAGAAGGAACGCAUCAAGAAUGCAACACGGGGUGCCCGGUCAGAGACAACAGCAGCAUGUGAUUCUUGUUGUGUGA